ACCAGCUGUCAACGAUCCGUUGCAAGCUCCUUCGUUACCGCAACAAGUGUUUGGCGCUUUUUAUACCGACAACAGUAACAGUGCGCCCGCCAGGAUGAACAUGUUCGAUGCGAAUAUGCGUAAAGUGAGCGAUAGCCUCAACAACACUGUUCAAUUGGCCGCAGAGUACGGGGAUGAAUCGCUCAAGGAACUGAAACAAUAUUCAGAGUUGGCCGAAAAGCUGUGUGAAAUCGAAAGUCUCAUGAGCACACACCGGAAAGCAAUCACCGAGGCCGCACGGGAGCAAACGGUGGAAGCUUUUGAUAGGACUUAUGACGCCCAUACUAACAAAAAGAACCCUUAUUAUAAGGGACACAAGCGUUACAAAACAUUCGUGCAGUACGCAAAACCCCUGCUCGAUCCAUCGCUCGAAGGAGGUGACCAACAAGAGGCCGACGAAGACGAUGAUUUGAUCAUAGAAAAUGAUGACAGUAACAUGAUCGACCCAAUAACGAAGCGUCCUCUGGAGGUCCCGGUGAGGAACAGGCAGUGCAACCACGUGUAUGAAAAAGAUGUCAUCGAAGACAUGCUCAAGAAGAAUGCAAAUACACGAUGCCCGGUUGUGGGGUGUCCUGAGCCAAAUUUCAUACAGCCAAAAUUGCUAGUUGUCGACAGAAACUUACAGCAAAAAUUGCAACGCCUAAAUAUGAAUGCUUAAAUGAUACUAAACAAUGGAUUGCCACCGGUUUCGAUUUUGUUACUGUUAAAAUUAACUAAUAAAUGAUAAAUGUUACGAAUAAAACAAAUUAUCACCUAUACAUUGUGUGGUUGGGCGAUCUGAAUGGCAGCUAUG
Anopheles bellator is the source of this 832-nucleotide messenger RNA. Its product is annotated as E3 SUMO-protein ligase NSE2-like. The coding region runs from base 95 to 697 and encodes 200 amino acids. The record is from RefSeq and is a predicted model, not a curated record. The transcript is spliced from 4 exons. NCBI's taxonomy places the organism in Eukaryota, Metazoa, Arthropoda, Insecta, Diptera, Culicidae. Gene Ontology annotation, molecular function: SUMO ligase activity; zinc ion binding. Gene Ontology annotation, cellular component: Smc5-Smc6 complex; nucleus. Gene Ontology annotation, biological process: protein sumoylation; double-strand break repair via homologous recombination.